Molecule: messenger RNA, 2093 nt
Organism: Hypomesus transpacificus
Lineage: Eukaryota; Metazoa; Chordata; Actinopteri; Osmeriformes; Osmeridae
Product: periphilin-1-like
Exons: 10
Coding region: 257-1363 (368 amino acids)
Biological process (GO): negative regulation of gene expression, epigenetic; negative regulation of DNA-templated transcription; protein localization to heterochromatin
Cellular component (GO): nucleoplasm
Source: RefSeq, a predicted model, not a curated record
AGAAGAAUUAGAAGCUGUUGUUGGGAAGACAAAUUUUGUGUGCAUGUGAGUUUGUGUGGCUACAAUAGCUAGCCAUAGCUUGGCUAGUUAUGUUACAUUAAAUACAUUGGUGAUGUAGCGUAGCAGUCUGUAUUUCUGUCGUUUAGAUAUGCUUAACUAAGAACAUACUUGACCAUUGGUGGGUCCAGAGAGCAUACCGAGCAACUAGUCAGCUACAUCCUCUCUAACCCGCCCAUGUCAAAACAAAACAAAAAACAUGUCUUAUCGGCGAGAUGGCAGCAUACAAGAUGCCUAUGAGGAUUUCCCACACAGAGAAGUAAUAUACAAGAGAGUUGUCAGUGUUGUCGAGAAGAGGUCUGUCUUGAGACCAGAACAAGACUAUGUCCAGGAAUACGACUAUGAUGACCAGCGGUACAGUGGUUCUCAAAGCUACCAUGACCAGGAUGGGAGAGAACAUCGAGCCAAAAACACCCAUGAAGUGGUUGACCGAGGAGGGUACUAUGGUGAAACUACUCGCUUUAGUAGUGGCAGCAGAAGGUCUUCACCACCACGUAACGAUUCUUACCCUUACUACAGAGGAUCCAGAGAUAAUACUCCCACUGGCCGUCAGGUCAAGCUGAGCGGUGAGAGAGCUGGCUCCCUCCCUAGCAGCAGAGGCCGUGGGCCUGGAUCCCUCCCCUGCAGCAGGGGCCGUGGGCCUGGAUCCCUCCCCUGCAGCAGGGGCAGUGGGCCAGGCUCCCUCCCCAGCAGCAGGGGCAGUGGGCCUGGCUCCCUCCCUAGCAGCAGGGGCCGUGGGCCUGGCCCUCCCAGGUCCCGGUCUGCAGGCAAGGCUGACCAAAGAGGAGAAAAGCCAAUGCAUGAGCUCACCUACACAGGAGAGGACCAUGAGGCCUUCCGGCGGAGGGAGCCCUACCCUGGAUGGGAACGUUGUCGUUCUCCCCUCAGGAGGGAUGCCCAGGGGUGCUCAUACCAGCAGAGCCAGCAGAGGAACAGGAUUCCUAAUCCCAAUAGUUCUCUGGAUGCUGUGCGAGUCCAGGAGGUGCCCCCUGCAUUGGUUUCAAAGCCGGAACCGGGCGUGAGGGUCAGCGUGGAGUCAGAGAACGCUCCAGAAGAGGACUUUGCGACUCGGCGGUCGAGGGAAAUCGCCAACAAAGCUCUGGAAAUUGAGAAGCUGUACAGACAGGACUGCAUAACGUUCGGCACGGUGGUGAACAUGCUGGUGACCAAGGAGCCCCGUCUGGACCAGCUGCUGCAGGCUCCUCUGCAUAAGAGCCUGAUUGAGAUCAAGGAGCGCUGCUUGGAAGACCUCCGACACUUCAUCAAGGACCUGGACCAGGUCGCCUCGAAGCUUGGAACACCAUGAGAGACACAUUGCCCCGAUACAAAGUUCUAAUGUGAAGACACUAGUUGACUAUAUAGUUAAGUAUUAGUAUAGGGGGGAGGAGGAGGGUGUUUGUACUGUGAUGGUAUCACAGUACAAUCGCAGUCCAAUGGUAUUGGAACUGCAACUGUUUAUUUUUUUAUUAUUUUGUAUUAUUGUUGAACAUGUUCCUUGGUCCUACUUUUUAAAAGUGAGUUAUGUGAAUUUUGUAGCCUCCACAAUACAAAAGUACGGGAUUGUUUUCACUAUGGGGCACUGUGCCGUCAUAUACCUUAAACAGUAAUCAGACUACACAAUGAUGUCAAGUACUCUACUAUCUUUUUGUCUUGAUGGCCAUUACAGUCCAGUCCAUUUGUAUCCUGGACCUGAAUCAUACUGAUUCUGUUGAAAAUGGUGUUAUUUAGAGUUUUGUGGAGAUCAAUAACUAAACGUCUAUAUUUAUGGGGAAGUGUAGAUGGUGUUUCCUUCAAACUGCUCUCCAGCAACGUUGUCACGUGACUCUAAAGUGAACUUUCAUUCAAAGUUAUUUUCCUAUUAUGACAUAUUCUUGUGGCCACAUCUUUUAUUGAACAGAUUAAGUUUGACAUUGUAAACCAUUUUGUUACACACAGAUUUUGUACUGUUGCGUACGUACAAAUAUCAUGUUACCCUACAGUCAUGUUUUACCAGUCAUUUUUGUGUUCAGAAUAAUAAAUGUAUUGAAUUACUAGAA